This is a messenger RNA of Emiliania huxleyi CCMP1516, 1104 nucleotides long. RefSeq lists its product as hypothetical. The coding region runs from base 1 to 1104 and encodes 367 amino acids. Gene Ontology annotation, cellular component: cytoplasm. The record is from RefSeq and is a predicted model, not a curated record. The transcript has 6 exons. Lineage: Eukaryota; Haptophyta; Isochrysidales; Noelaerhabdaceae. Gene Ontology annotation, molecular function: GTP binding; ATP hydrolysis activity; ATP binding.
AUGGCGCUAAAGACGGGGAUCGUCGGGCUCCCCAACGUCGGGAAGUCGACGCUAUUCAACGCUAUCAUGGAGGAGACGAACGCCGAGGCCGCCAACUACCCGUUUUGCACGAUCGAGCCCAACGUCGGCGUGGUCGACGUUCCGGACGAGCGGCUAAAGGUGCUGUCAGACAUCAACAAGUCGCAGAAGACGGUGCCGACGACGCUCUCCUUUGUCGACAUCGCGGGCCUCGUCGCGGGCGCCUCCAAGGGCGAGGGCCUCGGCAACCAGUUCCUCGCCAACAUCCGCGAGUGCGACGCGAUUGUGCACGUGGUGCGGUGCUUUAUCGACGACGACAUCGUGCACGUCUCGGGCUCGGUGGACCCGCUGCGCGACAUUGAGGUGAUCACGCUCGAGCUCGUGCUGGCGGAUCUCGCUCAGGUGGAGCGGCGCCUCGAGCGGGUGCGCAAGGACGCAAAGAGCAAAAAGGAGGGCGCCGCCGAGGAGCUGGAGGCGCUCGAGGCUCUGCUGCCGCUGCUAGACGCUGGCACGCCCGCGCGCAAGGCCGAGCUCGACAACAAACAGUGGGCGCGUGUCAAGGGGCUCGGGCUGCUCUCUGCCAAGCCCGUCAUCUACCCGGCAAACGUGGCCGACGCAGAGCUGGCCGACGGGAACGAGAUGGUCGAAAAGGUGCGCGCCCUCGCGGCGGCGGAGGGGGCGUCCACGGUCGUUGUGUCGGCCCAGGGGGAGGCGGAACUGGGGGAACUGGACGGCGAGGAGCGGCAGACCUUCCUCGAGGAGCUCGGCGUCGAGAAGGGCGAGACGGGGCUCGAGAAGCUGAUCCGCGAGGCGUACAAGCUGCUGCGGCUGCGCACGUACUUCACCAGCGGCGAGACGGAGACGCGGGCGUGGACGAUCCGCGCGGGCGACAAGGCGCCGCAGGCCGCGGGCGUGAUCCACUCCGACUUUGAGAAGGGUUUCAUCCGCGCGGAGACGAUCGCGUACAGAGACUACGUGGAGUGUGGCUCCGAGAAGGUGGCCAAGGAGAGCGGCAAGCUGCGGGCCGAGGGCAAGGACUACGUGGUGGCCGAGGGCGACGUGGUGCACUUCCUCACUAAUAAAUGA